Messenger RNA from Dermatophagoides pteronyssinus (European house dust mite), 1122 nucleotides. Its product is annotated as ATP-dependent RNA helicase FAL1-like. The record is from RefSeq and is a predicted model, not a curated record. Lineage: Eukaryota; Metazoa; Arthropoda; Arachnida; Sarcoptiformes; Pyroglyphidae.
AUGGUGAAAACUCAGAAAUUAUUGUAUAGUGAGAAAACAUUCGCCGAGUCCCAGAUAAAACCGAAAAUAAUUCAGGGUUUAAAGCUCUAUGGUGUUAAAUAUUUGACUAAAGUGCAAGAAAAAGCACUUCCAGCUGUGUUUGAAAGGCAAAACUUGUUGCUUCAAGCGUCCACUGGCUCAGGAAAAAGCUUAAUUUUCAUCAUUGCAGUGUUGUCACGUUGUGAUCCAUCGUUGAAAAAAUUGCAAGGCGUGAUAGUUUCUCCGACCGUCGAGUUAGCUGACCAGACAGUAGCUGUUUUAAAGUCUAUUGCAGUUUUUUUAAAAUUCAAAGUCGCUUCUGUGUUGAAGGAGGACACCGAUAAGAAAAAAAAAACUUCACCAGAGGAGAGAAACGGUCAAAUAUUGAGUACUACACCAAAAAGAUGUUUAUUGCUUAUUAAUCACGGCGUGCUUCAACCCAUGUUUCUGAAAUGCUUAGUUUUCGAUGAAAUAGACCAAUUAUUGUCAAAAGGAAUGUCGAAACACUUGCUUCUAAUUUUAAAUAAGAUAAGCGAUAAAACGCAAAAAAUCUUUGUUUCUGCAACGAUGACAAAAGAAGUUAAAGAACUUUCCGAAAAUUUUUUGGUAGAUCCUUUGGUUGUUACGACAGAAACAGACAAGAAUACAUCGAUUGACGUAAAUAUUAAACAUUAUUAUGUAGUUGUUAAAGGUUUUUUGUACAAGACGAAUAGCAUUAUUGAAAUACACAGACAAACACCGAAUAAGUCGACUUUGGUGUUUUGUAAUUCUCGAGAAUCAGUUAUGAAGUGUGGGAAAAAUUUAAUGAAUAAAGAUUUGAAAGUGGCCCUGUUACACGGUAAACUGGACUUAAGCCAGCGCAUCCGGAUAUUGUCAAAGUUUCGAAAAAGCGAGAUUGAAAUACUUGUGACGACAGAUAUGUGCUCGCGAGGGUUAGACAUAGCGCAAACAUCGCUUGUAAUACAUUUCGAUUUACCGGGUUCUAUCGAAUCGUAUAUUCACCGAGCUGGUCGUUGCGGCAGGUUCGGACGAAAAGGGAAAAGCAUUAUUUUUGUAGAGCAAAGCCAUUUAAAUGAAUUUCAUAUACCGACAUUUAAGCCGUAA